AUGAGUCAAUCGGGUAGCAUGGGUGUGAAAUCUGACUCCAGCCACAAGGACGCACCACAAGGUGGAGUGGGCGUUAGCAGUAGCUCCGAUAACAAUGCGCAAGCUGGCAAUGGUAAUGACGGGGUCAACAAUGGUUCACCGGGACUGAACGGUGUCUCGGGUCCAGCCAGUGUUGGUCCUCCGGGGGGCAACACGGGCAACAGUAACAACUUGCCACCACAUCCACAUCACCAUAGUCAACAUCUUCAUCAGCAGCAGCAGCAUAACCAUCAUCACCACCAUCAUCUUCAGAUGCAGCAACAGCAGCAAAGUAACGAUGGUAGCGUUUCGAUAGCGACGGGUGACAGUGAGACGGGUAGCUACUAUGACCAAAAAACGGACCUUUCCUCGCAUCACCUGGACGAUGAGGAUGGGUUAGGUCCGUUGCCACCAAAAUGGGAGAAAGCCUACACGGACAGUGGCGAGGUGUAUUUUAUCGACCACAACACAGGAACGUCCCACUGGCUCGAUCCACGGUUGUCAAAGUUUCAGAAAAAAUCUCUCGAAGACUGCCAGGACGAUGAGCUACCGUACGGAUGGGAAAAGAUCUGCGAUCCACACUACGGCACGUACUACAUCGAUCACGUCAACCGUAAGACACAGUACGAGAACCCGGUACUGCAGGCCAAACGGAUGCAGGAACGUGGUGGCUCAUCGCUCACGGUCGACGGCAAUAAUGGUCCGGGCGGCGGUCUUGGUGGUCCCCUGCUCGACGCCAACGGGCAACCGAUGGGACCGAACGGUAAUGGUGGCCCGGGCAGUGGUGGUGGACGUGUGAAUCAUUUCACCAAGAACCCGAGUAAUUUGCGUGGGGAGCGAUUAAUGACGACGCUGGUGAAAUCAAUCCGCGGACUCGGAUUUACGAUCGUCGGUGGAGAUGACAAUGUGGAGGAGUUUCUGCAGAUCAAAUCGAUCGUACCGAACGGGCCAGCGUGGAUGGAUGGACAGCUGAAGAUGGGCGAUGUGCUGGUGUACGUGAAUGAUAUCUGCGUGUUGGGCUUUACGCACCACGAGAUGGUAAACAUUUUCCAGUCAAUACUACCGGGCGAGGAGGUACAUCUGGAUGUGUGCCGCGGAUAUCCGUUGCCGUUUGAUCCGAACGACCCCAACACGGAGGUGGUGACAACGAUCGCGGUCGAUGGGCUAGUACAAAAUGGCGGCGCAGUGAUAGCGGACGGAGAGUUGAAGUUUUUGGAAAAUGGAGGCUUUAUGGUGGAUCAUUCGGCGGGAUCCUCCGAUGGGGUGCAGCAUAAGAAUCCGCUGGCAAAAAUUCAAUCUUCCACGGUGCAUGGUAACGGACCGACCAUCACAUCCAAUGGUGGUGACGUUUACUUCAACGAUACACUGUCCUACCAGCAGCAUUACAACAAGGGCAAACCGUACGAUCUGGUACCACCAGAGGUACUGCACAUAAACAUUGUAAAGAGUGACAACGGGUUUGGGUUCACGAUUACCGACAGUUCGUAUGGGCAGCGUGUGAAAAAAAUUCUCGAUCGACAGUGCUGCAAAAAUCUGCAGGAAGGUGACGUGCUGCUGAGCAUCAACUCCAUCCCGGUGAAAGACAUGAGCCACAAUGAGGUCGUGCAGGUAUUGAAGGAUUGUCCGAAAAACAUCGAAACCACGCUUAAAGUUCAGCGAGGUCCUGGUGCGGGUGCUGGCGGUAUGCUAGUUGGUCCGGGCGUUGGCCCUGUUUCUUCCUCCUCCCUUCCCGCCAGCAGUAAGCUUACGAACAAGCUACGAAAAAGCAUCGAGAUGGCAAAGUUUGGUGGCAACGGCGGCGGUGGUGGGAUGUUGAAAAAGGAUGUGCCGGGAAAUUUGUUCCGAAGCAAAACACCGACCGCCGAUCUGUACAGUACGCAGACGAAGGAAGUGUUGCCGACGCGUCCAAAAACACCGCUAGUUGAUACGCGUGCCCGCGCGAAAACGCCCUCCUUGCCGUUGGCUGAGCUGAACGCGGAAGAGAUCGAGCUGGACGGUGCGGGCGGUAAGAGUGUGACCGAUUCCAAGCUGGAGCUUAAUAUGAAAUCCAACAGUAGCUCGCAUGAUAACGAUUCGAUAGCGAACGAUAUAGCGCUUUAUCAUCAUCACCAUCAUCACCACCAUCAUCACCAUGGUGGAGAGGAUCAGUUCCAGCAUCACAUGAAGCAUUCGAAUUUGGCCGAUCGAUUAGGUGAGCUGACGAUCGGUAGCGGUGGUAGUGAUACGGCGAUCUACAAUAAUCAUGGACAGUCGGGAGGAAACCAUCAUCCGUAUCAGACUGGAAGUGGUGGUGUUGGUGGUCCACCGGGCGGUGGUUAUAAUCAGCUCUAUUCUCCGCCACUUGUUCCUCCUCCACCGGUGCCACCGCUUGGACAAGGAUCAAUGUAUCAUCAUGAUAAUUGUUUCUGUUACGAUUGUCAAGAUUUUCGCCAGCAGCAACAGCAGCAGCAACAACAACAGCAUCACAUGCAGCAACAACAUCUAAUGAAUCGUCAAUUUUCCUCUCAUCCGAUGAACCCUUCCCCGCACGGUACCUACAGUCUACCACCGCAGAUGAGUGACAACAUCGGUAAGCGGCUAAACGACUAUCUGAUGGACCGGAAGCGUUCCACGAUGCAGCAAACGGGCAAUCCUGGUCCACCGAUCGGUGGUGUUGUGCCACAGUACGACAACCUUUACCUUCCCCAUCACCAUCACCUCCAGCAAGGUGGUGGUGGUGGUCCAUCACCCAUGCACCCGUCCAUGCACCAUCAUCUACAGCAAUCACCAGGCAGUGGCAAUGGGAUGUCACUGUACGACACACAACAGCAGCAACAUCCCAUGUCGCAUUUCUACGGCAACCCUGGACCGGGAAUGCAUCCCGCCGGUCCUCCCGGAAAUGGUUGGAAGAUGAGCCCCGGUCAGCAGCAGCAACAACAGCACUCACCAUCACAACAUCCACAUCACAUGCUCUAUCACAGUGGUGGUCCUGCAAUGGGCGGACAGUACCACGGGCUCGACGAAUACAGCCUAACGGAGGUAACGCUCGAAAGACAGGCGCUUGGUUUUGGUUUCCGGAUCGUAGGGGGUACGGAGGAAGGCUCGCAGGUGACGGUGGGACACAUUGUGCCGGGUGGUGCGGCCGAUAAGGACACACGGAUCGCUACCGGUGACGAGAUUCUAAACAUUAAUGGAGUGAAUGUGGAAAAUGCCUCUCAUCAUCGCGUAGUACAGCUGAUGGGUGAGGCCGGUCUUCGGGGCCAGGUGACCAUGAUUCUACGAAGGCGACAGCUCUCCAAACCCAUGGUCCCGCCUCCACCACCCUUGCCACCGAAUCCCCGCUACCCGUACAAUGUGCUAGUGACGCGGAAAGAGAACGAAGGGUUUGGGUUUGUCAUCAUUUCGUCUUCCGGGCAGUUCCUGGGCUCGUCCAUCGGUGAUCUCAUUCCGGGCAGUCCGGCGGAACGGUGCGGUGAGCUGAAGAUCGGUGACCGUAUCAUCGCCGUCAACUCGAUCGACAUUACCGGCAUGAGCCACAGUGAUGUGGUGAAUUUGAUCAAGGAGUCUGGACUGCAGGUGAAGCUAACGAUCGACAGUCCGCGGGACGGUAUUAUGCAUCCUGCGAUCGGAUCGCUCAUACAACCGAGCGUUCCCACGUCCGUGCCGAAUGGUAUCGGAGCGAAUGGAAAUGGUGGUGGCGGAGGUGGUGGUCCCAUGCUUAGCUCCAAUACGGAUCUGUACGUGAGUAGCAACAGCACGGUUAGUGGUAGCAAUGGACCAACCAUCAACCGGUAUCCGGCAAUCAUUUCCUGAUUGCGGGUACGGCUGCAACAGCAGCUGGCCGAGCGGCAUCGUACGCUGGCCCAGCCGGACGCCGUGCCCUCGGAGGAGAAG
This is a messenger RNA of Anopheles maculipalpis, 3891 nucleotides long. RefSeq lists its product as uncharacterized. Lineage: Eukaryota; Metazoa; Arthropoda; Insecta; Diptera; Culicidae. Gene Ontology annotation, molecular function: protein binding. The record is from RefSeq and is a predicted model, not a curated record. Bases 1 to 3810 code for a protein of 1269 amino acids. Gene Ontology annotation, cellular component: cytoplasm. Gene Ontology annotation, biological process: hippo signaling. The transcript is spliced from 3 exons.